UGGAAAGCUCAAGUGAUUGGUAGCUUGGGCUGUGAGUCUCCAUCUGCGCUUCUUGAGAUCAUUGCCGCGACGGUCGAACAUUUCUCGAGUCGUCACUCCAACUUUUGCCUGUCCCAUCUCCGCCGUUGUCAAGUAUCCAACUUCAUCCUCAUAGCUUCCUCCCCUUUGUACAACAACCCUCUAGAUGGCAGAUCCAGUGGGGAUUAACGCUGCGCGCGCGGCGCCCUCUUCAUCUUUAUGGGAUCGCGUAUCGAACUGGGUCUCGGAGAACAAGGCGGUUGCAUACACGAUCGCUGGAACGGUCGUGGUCAUCACUAGUGCGGGAGCCAUCUAUUAUUUCAGCAACCAGAAUUCGAGCACAUCUACUGUGCCUACGGAAAAGAAGAAGAGCAAAAAAGAGCGACGGAAAGAGAAGAAGGCCGCCGAGGAUGCACAGAAGUCUGGAAUCAGUCUCAAGGACGAAGAGGCCGCUCCGGUCCCGAAAACUCCCACCGUCGAAACGGAUGAUGAGCUGCCUGAGAUUAACGAAUCCACCAUCGAGAGUUUUUCGCAAGAGGAUAGAGAAAUAUAUGCAGGCAAGCUGAAAGCUGCUGGCAACAAAGCCUAUGGCUCAAAAGACUACAACAAGGCCAUAGACCUCUAUGGCAAAGCAAUCCUCUGCAAACCUGAUCCCGUCUAUUAUUCCAAUCGAGCCGCCUGCUACAAUGCUCUUAGCGACUGGGAUAAAGUAGUGGAAGACACGAGUGCGGCGAUUGCGAUGGAUGCAGAAUAUGUAAAGGCAUUGAAUCGACGAGCACACGCAUACGAGCACUUGGGAAUGUUCUCCGAGGCACUCCUGGAUUACACCGCCAGCUGCAUCAUCGACGGCUUCAAGAACGAAAACAGCGCGCAGAGUGUGGAAAGAUUGCUGAAGAAGGUGGCCGAAAAGAAAGGCAAGGCUAUCCUGGCAGAGAAAAAGAACAAGCUGCCCAGUGCCACAUUUGUCUCCAACUACCUUCAGAGCUUCCGUCCGCAACCGCCUCCGGCUGGUCUGGAGGAGUCAGCCGAACUCGAGGAAAACACCGGCAAAGGCCAGCUUCAGCGAGGUCUCAUCUCGAUGAAGAAGAAGACGGCAGAAGGUUACGAUGAAGCGACGGCAGCAUUCAAGAAAGCUGUGGAGCUUGGAGAUCUCGGUGAGCACGAAGCCUUUGCCCUUAACAUGCGUGCAACAUUCCUGUACCUGGAAGGCGACACGACAAAAGCACUUGAAGACCUUACCAAGGCUAUCGAGCUGCAACCAUCUCUUACUCAGGCCUACAUCAAGCGGGCCAGCAUGCAGCUGGAACUGGGCAACAAGGAUAUGGCUGCGGACGACUUUGAGAAGGCCAUGGCGCAGAACAAGGAGGAUCCGGACAUUUUCUAUCACCGAGCUCAACUCCACUUCAUCUUAGGAGAGUUCGCCGACGCCGCCAAAGACUACCAAAAGUCGAUUGACUUGGAUCGAGACUUUAUCUAUUCGCAUAUUCAACUGGGCGUCACACAGUACAAGAUGGGUUCUCUCGCCUCCUCUAUGGCUACAUUCCGCAGGACGAUCAAGAACUUUGACAAGGUUCCGGACGUGUACAACUACUAUGGUGAACUUCUGCUCGACCAACAGAAGUAUGGAGAAGCUGUUGAGAGAUUCGAUACUGCCAUUGACAUGGAGCGACAAACGAAACCCACUGGCGCGAUCAACGUGCUACCGCUCAUCAACAAGGCUCUCGCACUUUUCCAAUGGAAGCAAGACUUCAAAGCGGCAGAGGACCUGUGCGAGAAAGCGCUCGUUUUGGAUCCUGAGUGCGACAUAGCCGUUGCUACCAUGGCACAGCUCCUGCUCCAGCAAGGAAAGGUCGUCAAGGCCCUCGAAUAUUUCGAACGCGCAGCAGAGCUUUCCAGAACCGAAGGCGAGAUUGUCAAUGCACUUUCUUACGCCGAAGCCACCCGAACACAGCUCGAAGUAUCACAAAAGUAUCCUCAGCUCGCAGCUCGGCUACAACAAAUGGAAGGAGCAGGACUAGGUGGACCUCAGUUGAGGUAGAAUCCACCACCCACCCUAGGUGUCAUGGUCUUGAGAUUGUUGAUUGAUGCGAGGACUCCCUCCUCCUUUUUCUUUUUCUUGGUGCACAUGGGCCACGUACUGACGAGCGAUCUAUGUGGGACUUCUGACUUGUACGUUUAAUACUACUCAUGAGCUUCCAGUGCCCUGCGCAGCCUUCCUGCGCCCAGUUGGUGCAAUGAUAGGUGGCGGUGGAUCUACCGCAGGGGUUGUGAUGAAGGAUAAAAUGGUGUGUAGUGUGUAUAAUACAACGAGAUUCGAGGUG
Exophiala viscosa is the source of this 2339-nucleotide messenger RNA. RefSeq names its product mitochondrial import receptor subunit tom-70. Gene Ontology annotation, biological process: protein import into mitochondrial matrix; protein insertion into mitochondrial inner membrane. Gene Ontology annotation, cellular component: mitochondrial outer membrane. The transcript has 4 exons. Gene Ontology annotation, molecular function: protein-transporting ATPase activity; protein binding. The record is from RefSeq and is a predicted model, not a curated record. Bases 185 to 2056 code for a protein of 623 amino acids. Lineage: Eukaryota; Fungi; Ascomycota; Eurotiomycetes; Chaetothyriales; Herpotrichiellaceae.